This is a messenger RNA of Cottoperca gobio, 7589 nucleotides long. RefSeq names its product dual specificity phosphatase 3a (gene dusp3a). NCBI's taxonomy places the organism in Eukaryota, Metazoa, Chordata, Actinopteri, Perciformes, Bovichtidae. Gene Ontology annotation, molecular function: MAP kinase phosphatase activity; protein tyrosine/serine/threonine phosphatase activity. Gene Ontology annotation, cellular component: cytoplasm. The record is from RefSeq and is a predicted model, not a curated record. Gene Ontology annotation, biological process: protein dephosphorylation; negative regulation of MAPK cascade.
GCCUCUCCGUCAGACGCCUUGUAGGCUAGACAAGAAGACAAGCCGCGCACGACUCACGUGCGAAGAUAAAAUGCAGUUGAAUAACCGGACCAGGCUAACGAGUUUGAAGCUGUCUGUUAUCUAACAUUAGUUUGGGGGAAAGGAGGAGAAGAAGAAGAAAAAGAAGAAGAAAAAGAAGAAGAAGAAGAAGAAGAAGUAGAAGAAGAAGAGCCAUGAAGAAACACCUGAGUCCAACAAAACAGCAGCAGCAGCAGCAGCAGCAGCCGUCACCGGCGGAUGUACCGGCAGCUCCCGGCGGAGAGGUUACCGUCCAACAACUCAACGAGCUCCUGUCUAACGGCAGUGGCUUCUACAGCCUACCGACUCAACACUUCAACGAGGUCUUCCCCCGAAUAUACAUCGGUAACGCGUUUGUAGCCCAGAAUGCAAUGCGUCUGCAGAAACUUGGAGUGACUCACGUCCUCAACCUGGCAGAGGGCACCUCCUUCAUGCAUGUCAACACCUGUGUGGACUUCUACACCGGCACGGGCAUCACGUACCACGGCAUCCAGGCCAACGACACGGAGCAGUUCAACCUCAGUGCCUUUUUUGAGGAGGGAGCUGAUUUUAUCGACAAGGCCCUUGCACACAAUAAUGGCAAAGGGAAAGUGUACGUACACUGCAGAGAAGGCUACAGCCGCUCCCCUACGAUGGUCGUGGCUUACCUCAUGCUGCGCCACAAAAUGGAUGCCCGGCUGGCGGUGGCCACCGUGAGGCAUAAGAGAGAAAUCGGUCCAAACGACGGCUUCCUCCGCCAACUGUGCCAACUUAACGAGAAGCUGGCAAAAGAGGGCAAGCUGAACGGGGAAGUGGGCAAGCUAAAGACCAAAUGAAUGCAGGACAGACCCUCCUCUGCCCUGUCUCCUCCCAUCAUGCCUUUCACAGGCUUUCAGCUACUCUCGGAGACUAACCAGCACCCAUCUGACACACCAAGGGGUAUUCUGAAACACAAACAUACAUGCAUUUAUCUGUGUAGAUAAGUAUUCCUCAUGCACACACACACAGUCUCACACAUGCUGUUUCUAAUCUUCAGUUCACGUCUGUCACUGCUGCUCUGUAAGGGGACAUCUGUCAGUCCUCUGCUGCUCCUACAAAGAGUGUGAUCUCAAAUACUUCCCUCAUCCCCCCCUUUUUUAAAACUCACACACACCACACAGAUGUGCGAACGUCUCGCUGCGAGCACCCGAAAGCAGCACCUUAAAGCAUUCCUUCAAUCCCAACAAGUUGAGAAACCUUCUCCCUGAUUUUUAAGAUAUCCUUAAUAGAUAGAAGAUUAUAGCACAAUCAUUCCAUAGUGUUCCACUGCCGGGAACGUCAGUGAUGUCUCCGCCAGCAGGAGUGCUCUAUUAAUUCCAAAUGAACUUUUAAAUAUCAGAAAGUCGACGGCCACACAAAGUGAUAUGUGAUGGAGGGCAAAUCCCAAACAUUCCAUGAAAACUGAAAAAGCCCCUUCAAAGUUUUGUUUGCCCCUUAAAAUCCUUAAUACUCUUCUGCCUUUAGGGGCCGAUAUCAAACGCACAAACACAAAUGAUUCACACUCUAAUGCGAGCUGUAGCUCUGUGUAGCAUUUCAGUCGGCAUCCUCGACUCCCCGGCCUCUAGUUUGACAGCGGUAGCGCUACAUCUGUCGGUUGUUGUAUCACUGAGGCUCGCAGCAAUGACGGCAAAGGUCGAGCCAAUUAAAAAUAACGAGCUGCAGCGUGGGUUGUUCAUGUAGCGGCCGUAUUUAGCUGCUGAUAUGACGAAUGUUCAUUAGAGCAAAGGAGAGGUUUUGAUAUAUACACUUAUCUGCUGGUUCAGUUUGUGUGUUAGAGGCAAGUAUCACAUGCUGGUGGGAAACCAUUUCAAUAAGUACUGUAACAGUUUUUCCAGAUCUUAGUUGGUAAGUUUGAGCCCUGUAUAAUUCCUAUAAGAACUGAACAGACGUACGGCGUAUUAGAAUAUAAUUCUAUUUUAAUCAACCCAGCUGUCUACACAGGCCAAGUAAUGGCUUGGGCUUCUCUUGCGCUUUCCACAAGUGUAUUUUUACAUUUAUGGUUUUACAGUAAUUGUGUUUUGGGCUCUGAAUGCUGCCAAAACGUGGAUAACCAAAAACCUGAAACCUGAACGCACCCUGUGUAGACACUGAUGGGUUUUAAUAUUCACGACACACAUGGACAAUCGCUUUUGGUUGUUAAAGGCUGAUUUCACCGGGUUUACCACUUUCAGACUAGAGGCCUUUAGUUUGAACAGUCAGAUGCCACUCACUAACUCUUUCAACAGAAAGCUCCAGUCGUCACGCCAGAGACUUGUCCACUGCCAAUUCCCUGACAGCCAUUCGGUCAGUACCACUGUUUCAUCAACACAGUUUGUCCGAGGUCCAUACACAACAUGUCUCACUCCUACGUGUGUGUGUUUAUUAUGCCUGACUUGCACACACAGGGUCAGAUCACAAUUUCUUUUGUAUGUACUAAAGCAUUGCAAUAUAUGUCAAUACCCCCAUCAGAUAAAUAGAAUGUAAUCACAUCUAAAUAUGACUAUUCAGGCUGUAGUUGUUACAUAUAGGCAACAGUACAUUUUGAAAGUAUUUAUCACUUGGCAUAAUACUGUAACUAAACCUAGUGCCAGGAAAGACGGAGAUGGAAUUUUUUUUAAAGAAUAACGUAAUUAUUGACCGCGUGUUAUUUGGUAUUCUUGAGGAAAACCGUUUUUCUCACAUGCCCCCCGAUGAGACAAUUCUUGAUGAGUUGGAGUAAAAUAACUAUCAAAACAUCCAUUUACAAACUUCCCACAACUUGUGCAGUAAACCUUUGUAUUCAAACACUUCUUCAAGUGUCUCACGCUUGCGAAGGCUUGUUUCUCCGAGGUGUUUUAAAUGGUAAGGUUGUUUUUUGUUUUAAAAGAUUAUUUUCUGGGCUUUUUUUUGCCUUUUUAAUUGAUAGCGUUUUUUGAGCAUACGACUGGAUAAAUGACACUUGGAUUAUACUGAACUAAAACAGAUGUUUUGAUCUCAUUUUGCUGUUGUUAAAGCGGCCUCCUUUUACUUCAAUUUGUCAAGACUUUUCUCCCUGUUUUUAUUCUUUGUUCAUUCGGGGGGGAAAAUAACAUUUUCUUCAAGAGUUCAAGGUAACACGGUGUGAGUAAUUCAUAUACAAAUGAGCAUUUUGGGUGUGAAGAAGCCCUUUAAAACCUGCAACAGGUCACUCCUCAAGUUUUUGAGGAGUGCAGGCAGUUUGAGCUGGAUGACCAGCAGCAUCACUCGAUAGUUCAACCACUUUGUCCCACACAUCUGAUCGCAUAUUCCUCCUGAACAAACGGCCUUGGGGCAUGUUCGCAUGAAUCCAGGGGGAUAGUUGUCUCGCUAGAGAGGAGAGUGGAAACUAGGUGGUCUCACCUCAUUAAUGGCACUAUUUAUUCCUCCUUUGAUAUAUCUGUAUACAUAUGAAUAUAUACAUGUAUACUGUAUAUACAUAUUUAAGUGUUGACAUAUAUGAAUGUAUGAGCAAUGUGUCUAUUAACGUGUAGGUAUCGUCAGUAUGUCUUUAUAUAUCAUGUUAUAUUUGUAUAUGACGCAUCACGGACUAGCUCCUCCAUUCUUUCUGUCCCACAGUUGAUUACAUGUACAUUCAUAUUUAAAUAUAAUGUACAUGUAAAAUGUUGUUUUUGUGAUGUUUCUUAUCACAAUUGUGCAAAACCUGCUUAUGGUUAGCAGGGUUUUUCCAAGCUGGGAUAGUGAGGCAUGUGAUCAUCGUGUUUAUUAAUGUUUUGUACAGUUUUUAAGUUUUCAUGGUAGUUCAUGUAUUCAUAAUAUACAGAGAGAUGCAGGUGGCAGCAUAAGAUGGAUACGGAUUAUCCUGCAUAUGGCCUCACAUGUCAUCAUGUCCAAGGAUACUCUCAUUCCGUGCAUCAAAACAUUUACAGCUCUUUCUUUCUACACAGGAGUUGGACGUUUUCUGUGAAGAUCAAUAUUUUGGUUUCUUUACAUGAGAUUGACUUGAUUCUCUACACUUUUCAUUUCAAUGCAAUGUUUUUAGCUGUAAAACUUACAUUUGACUUAUUCACUUUUUGCAGGCUGCAGACUCUCCACUAGGGGGAGCUGUUCAGUCACUUCGACCAAAAUACUUUAGACUGGUUUGUGGUUUUAGGUCUUCUUUUUGCUUUUAGAUUACUUUUAGAUUUCCCAAAAAUAAAGACUGACUUAAUCAAGAACGAGCUCUGUGCAACACGUACAUUUAGACUUCUAUCUGAAGUCUAAGUAUUGGUUAAAUCUAAGCCAUAGUUAAAGUCUGUCUUCCUGAAACUCAGUGCGACCCAUGCUGAGCUGCAGCAGCACAUGAGACCUGCAGAUGCUGACGUGUUGCUGUCUCCGACUACUGGCAUAGAAAGUUGCUGCAUUUUUUAAAAACAUUUGCACCACUUGCAGGCAAUUCAUUUUUAUAGAUAAUUUUACAUUUUUAUAUUUGUUUCCCUUUUUUUUUAUACUAUAUAUGAUCCAGGCACAAUAUCAAGUCAUAGGAACUUCACCAUCAGACAAGUGAGCUUAAGUGAACCUGCUUAUUUUUAUAUUUGAGGUGCAUUAGGUGUCAGAACUGGACGCAGUAUAUAAUCAAUCUUGCUCAAUUUACUAUCAGAUGUUAGAAACCAGACAUGGAAGUGCCCACAGUGAAGAGUUGGUUGGUCGAUCGACAGAUAAUUUACUAUUUUAAUAAUCGCUUGCGUUGCUAUCCAAACACUCAAUGGUUCCAGCUCCUGUGUGCAGUUUUGCUGCCUUUUAAAUUCAAUUAAAAAAUGUUAGUUUAGAUUGUUCAAGCUGUUUCAAGACAUUACAUUUGGCUCAGGGAAAUUAUGAUGUUAAUUUUCACUAUUUUCUGUGGUGUUUUUUUAUUUUUUAGACCAGUCGAGGAAAUAGUAGUAAUCGAUAAUAAAAAUAAUUAUUAAAUCAGUUGGUUCCCUACCCCAGAGUAGCACUAUGAGUUUACAUAGUGUGUAUAACCAAAGUGAAUAUGUGUAGGUUCAGUUGGAAAACAUACCUUAAAGCCAAAUUAAAAUAAGUACAGCUAGUGUGUUUAUACAGCGAUCUGAUCGCAUAAAAAUACAAUCUUUGAAUACAAUCUCAAGACAUGCAUUGAAAUGUGAAGUGUUGUUGUAGACGUCGGCUCACUGUUGGCCUGGAGGACAAGUCAGAGAAGGGAAUAUUAUCAGAGAGUUAGAAAUGAGGGCAAACUGUCUUGUGAUGUCUCUCAUGGGGGACAUCACAAGGUGUCAGGGCUGGUUGUUCCUGUCAUUUGGUCAUCUCAUGCACUUGAACAUGUUUCAGAUCUGUAAAGCAACACUCUUGAUUUCACACACAUUGCUUCCUGUUUUGUGUCUGGCAAGAUGAAUCCGGUGCAGUAGCUUCAUUUUCAAGUCUAAUUCAGCGCAUGUGCCACAUUGCAUUUUUCCCACCGCCUUGUCAUGAACCCCGACCCACACGACGGUGAAGUUAUGGAACAGAUUAUAUAACAAAGACAGAGAGAACCACUUACCUCUGUGCCCUCACACGAAUGCAUUAAACACCAAGAUUGUCUUGUGCCAAGUGACCUACUGUAUUGUACAAAAAGCCACUUCUAUGUUUAUGAUUGGCUUUUAUGUCAUUUACAUCGACUGGGGUUUCACUCUAUUCACAUCUGCUCUACAAUACUGCCCUCCUUCUGAAUUGACAAAAAGCAGCAAUUUGGUGAGUUUUACAUACAAGUACGUGUUUAAGAUUUGAGAAUUCUCGGGGUAAACUCGGUCCAGGAUGAGGGUAUGUACUUUAUAGCAUCAACUGCCUACACCAACCUGCUUAUUAAUUCAAUCAUUGGUUUAGGGUCUGAUAAACACUAGCCAAACUAGCCAUGGUAGAUGUUUUCUGUCACAUUUUCUAGCCACUAUUUAUACAACUCUUCCUUUUUGGGUGAAGCAAAGAUGCGACAAAGUUUUCCUAAAAAGAAAGCGUCUACGAUGGCUACACUCUGCUGGCGUCACACUUUUUAUGCAUUGAGUAACAGAUAAACACUGCCACCUGCUGUUCAACAAAUCAAGCUAUUUCUUUCAUAAAUGUUUACAAUCCUUUGUUUUCUUCCUUAAUGUGAAACCCUGUAAUGUCAAGACUUCCUUUGUUUUGUUUUAUUUAACAAGGUACCAGCAUCAUUUUGUGGGUUAUACUCCAGGUACAGUACUUUAUGUAUUAUCGAGAAUGUCAAAUGUGAAAUGCCAUUGAUGUAUUUUGUUAUAUAUACUGAGUAUGUAACACGCACUAAGGCAAUUGUGAAUUGCUGCAUUUUACCGUCUUAACUGGCCUACUAUAUAGAUAGGACAUUGUUUGGUGUUGGAUCUAGUGAGUUGAAAUUGCAGAUGAAACUGAUUUAUUUUCUCUUCAGUUUUAUUCAUUUUUCCUUAGAUUUGUCCUGUUACAAGGAUGUAAAUGGAUUAUACGUUCAUUUUUCCCCUCUGCUAAUAAAGAAGGCUAUUUUUGUGUACAGUAGGAAAUCAUGAAAGUGUGAUUGUGACCUACUUCUAUCGACUUAACCAUUAAUCGAAACACAGUAUGUCAUUAUCCGUGUUGUUUUUGGAUGAGUCACCUAUAAUGGUACCUGGACCAGAUGGUAAUUGUAGUUUAUUCAUGGUGCUUGUUGAAAAGUGUACACGUUACCAGAGUAGAGGAGAGGAGGAUUAAAUCAUUCAGAGAGAGCCAGGUAGUUUUUUUUUAAAUCACAGAAAAGUACAUUAAAUUGACUUUCACUCGAAUGUGCAGUCCCAUGUGGUGCAUCUCAGCCAUCUGUGCUGAAGUAGGCAAAACCCUGAAAUGUUUAAACCCUCUGUGACUGACAGUUGAUAUUUUACAUCAUGGAAACUCAUCUGGCUGAACUUAUCUGAAUUGUGCAUGAUGCAAUAAACUCCAUCCAUCUGGUACUCUUGAGAGCGCUCAAACAAACAUCACAAAUGACUUACAAAUACUGUUUGGCCCAGGUGAAGUGCAGAGCUGCCAUAUUAUUAUUAUUAUUAUUAUUAUUAUUAUUAUUAUUAUUAUUAUUAUUAUUAUUAUUAUUAUUAUUAUUAUUAUUAUUAUUAUUAUUAUUAUUAUUAUUAUUAUUAUUAUUAUUAUUAUUAUUAUUAUUAUCCCAUUCUGAAAAAAAGGCUUAAAGCAAGAGUUUUAGCACAAAUGAGCCCACUGCCUGACUCUCCCAGAGUCCAUUACACAGUCGAUGUCUUCUCGUCACGUUUCUGUUUGUGUACAGAUAUCUCUGAGGACGUUGUGACGUUGGAUCGGCUGUUUAAUGGGUAUAUCCACAUGUAUAUUUGUCACCGCCACUGACAUAUUGACGAACACAGCACCCCACCCAAAGCCUUACAGGAAAGAUCAAUUCUUUAGAUUGUUUUUCAGUUGGUGUAUCUCACUUCACACAGUAGGAAGGGACGGCUCCCUUACAGGAUGAGACGUUGUUGAAGUGCACUUGAUUUUAAACUGCAAUGUUGAUUUUUUUUCUUACCUUGGACAAGUUCCUUCUUUCUUAUGUUUAAGAAAUAAAUGGCUGAGGUAUUAACGUCUCA